CACAUCCACAAACCCCUGAGUGUGUCCAUGCGUAGGAAGCAAAUCGAAACUCCUCAAUGAGUUCACCUUCAGAUAAAUAGUUUGUCCCCCUCUUACUCAAGUCUUGGAAUAAUCACCUGGUGUCUUGGCAACAUGAAUGGCUCUCUGCACUCCUCCUCCAACGUGGUGGACAUUAAACUGAAGAGAGGACCCGCAGGUUUGGGCUUCAAUAUAGUCGGGGGCGUGGACCAGCAGUAUGUUGUGAAUGAUAAUGGAAUAUUUGUGUCUAAAAUAAAAGAAGAUGGAUCAGCAGCACUGGAUGGAAGACUUCAAGAAGGAGAUAAGAUCCUGGCGAUUAACGGAGCAAUGCUGGAUAAUCGGACACAUAAAGCUGCAGUGGAGCUCUUCAGGUCAGCAGGAGAGAAUGUAGAGCUUAAAGUUCUGAAGAAGGCCCCUCACCUCACAAACGGACCUACAGGCUCACAACCAGAACAAGAACCCUCCAUGUCUUCUCUGGGAAUACUGGCUGUUUUGGCAGGAGCUGCUGCCGUCAUUGCAUUCAUCUACAUGCGGAAGCACUUUUAACUAUUGUCUCCAUAUUAUUUUUAAGAUCAAAAACUUUGCUAAAGGCCAAAGAAGUGAAGAGGGAAUAAACUCUAAACAGUAGACUUUAUUUUUGAUUAGUAGAUGUUGGCGUCACUGAUGAGUUUCUCCGUAUUCAUGUGUAUUAUAUGAUUAAUGGUAGCUGUUUUGCACCUUUCCUAUGCAAAGGGAUGCUCUCUUUUCAGAGGUUACUUUAAAUAGAUAACUUUGAUGUUAAGUAAAGAAAGAGGGAUGUACAUGACAUUCCUGCUGCCGAGCUGAGCCGGGCUGAGCUCUUUUGGCAGCAACACGCAGAGUUUAUAUGUAAAAAAUAUAGUAGAUGAUUUGGUAAAGUUAAACUGACUGAAGUUCUAGGGUCCAUUUAUGAACUGGACUGAAAGACAGUGUUGUGUUCAGUCUGUCAUAGGCCUCUAUGCAGCGACGUCGCUGACAAAUAGAUCUGUGGGAGGAAGCUGCCGUCAUUUCACUUUAUCACUGUUUAAAAAAUCACAACUGGGUUUGAUUUUCAUUUUGCACUUCUUGUACAGGUUAACGGAUGGAAUGGCAUCCAGCCAUGCUGCUUAGAUGAAACUGUGGGAUGGAAAAAAAGCCUGCAGAUACUGUAAAACAUUUUGUCUUUUAAUGGACUCCACCGAGUGCCUUUUCUGUGUUCCAAACGGUGGUGGUGUUCAUUUAUUGUUGAUCCUUUUCAUGACCAAAAUGAAAAUCAACCCGCUGUGUCUAUAAACACGUUUAAGGAUAUGGCAUUGUUAUAUGUUCUUGGGAACAAAUCCCCAUAAAAGUCUGUUUUUCACUGACUUUGUUGAGGAAUGGAAAGAGAUGUGUCCUUUAAAAAAAAAAAAAAAAAAAAACAUGACAUUUGUUCAGUCGCCAAGUUUAAGAUGUGUGUCAUGAAGCAUCACUCAGGGUGAGCUAUUAAAUCUGAAAUGUUUUGCUUCAUGUUUAAGGGCAUGAGUAGCUCAGUCCCAACUUGAGACUCCACUGUCAUCUUAAUGUUCUUGUCAUUUUGCAUCAAGGUGAGUACUUAUAAUUAUGUUGCAUGAUCACGUUAAUGGUCCUUGAGGAGCGCCUAUGAAAUCUGGAUUAUAAUUCUGAAAAUAAAUUGUGUACUUGUAUGAAGGACCAAAACUCUAAUACGAGAAGCAGCUUUGAGCCAAUCCACACAGAGGGAAUGGAACAUGUUAUUUACUGUCGAUACUUAAUGUUUUAUUUUUGCACUAGUCGCAAUCACGGAUAUUCACUGUCAUGCAGAUGAAUAUUUAAAUAGUGUUUUCUGGGAUGUGUUUGUCCGUCUUAUCACUCUGCAGCGUAUCUGUCAUUUAAUUGUCUGACUGUUGGUGGUCUGUAAAUACGUUUCAUGUCGCUCUGCUGAGUGGGAUUGUGAAUAUGUGCAGAAUGCCAGAAAGUAGAUCAGAAGAACUACUAAAUUAUCAAAAAUGUGGUUAAAAUUCAGCCAUGUAAUAAAGUUUAUCAUGAAUUCA
Sphaeramia orbicularis (orbiculate cardinalfish) is the source of this 2063-nucleotide messenger RNA. It is a transcript of the gene synj2bp, whose product is annotated as synaptojanin 2 binding protein. Gene Ontology annotation, molecular function: protein kinase binding. The coding region runs from base 133 to 564 and encodes 143 amino acids. Gene Ontology annotation, cellular component: basolateral plasma membrane; cell junction. The record is from RefSeq and is a predicted model, not a curated record. Lineage: Eukaryota; Metazoa; Chordata; Actinopteri; Kurtiformes; Apogonidae. Gene Ontology annotation, biological process: embryo development; cell-cell adhesion; receptor localization to synapse. The transcript has 4 exons.